CAUUUUUUAUUAAAAAAAACAUAGUGCCAACAGAUAUGCUUUCUAUAAUUCUGUCACUAUAUCCUAUUGAAAUUGAAAGUCACAAAAAUAUUCUCUGGUUCCCUGGCUCCCCACCAAACCGUUUCACAUGAUCAUUUCACAACAUGAAAAGUCCACCAUGCUGGGGAAAAAAUGGAGGGUUAUGAGUCAUUAAAAAGUGAUUAACAUCUCUCCAGAGAGAGGGGUCUGAUCUGCUUAUCAGCCCUUAUUUAAUUGGACUGUGAAAAAAAAAGGAUUGACAGAUGAGCAUGGAAGGCCCCUCCCUUUCUCUCUCAAGUUGUUAGUAGGGCUGUUACAGGAAAGAAGUAUAUAUUUGGGGAAAUGAACUAGCCUGCAGAACAACUGCCAAUUUGCAGUUGAGAAGAGACAGUAAGAGACAGAGAGAAUAUAUAUGCUGGAGCUGAGAGCAAACUGCCAUCUAUCCAAACAGUCAUUAGAACACUGCACGUGUGUAGGAAUAAGGAAGGAGUUAUUUCAGAGAAUUGCUGGAUUUUUCUCUAUUUUUUUUAUCUGCAGUAGAAAUUCAGACUUUUUUUUUAAAGAUAAUCCUGGCUGCUGUUUAAAGCAAAAGAGCUGAAUUAUUGUCCUCGCUUUAAAGCCAAGAACAGAGCAUAAAAAUACUAAACAUACAUUAAGGUAUUUUUACCGAAUAAGGAGAUGUCUUUGGUAUAUUCAUUGCUUGAAAAAUAAGUAAUUCCCAGAAGAAAGCUGGCAAAAGAGGCCAUUAAAUGUGGAUUAUACCUUAAAGCCUUUAACUUUUGUUUUUUUUAAGGCGAGAAGUUCAUCUGGACACUGAUAGUCACUGAGGAGAAGAAGAUGAUCUUGUGAUGAGCGUGAGGAUGUCAUUGCCCCAUAAUUUGUUUGAUGAGCUCAGGAUUUAUUGAUGAUUGUUUCUGUGUGUGAUCUUUCACUGCGAAUCACUGCAUACACCGAUGGGUCUCUAUGACAGAUGUGGGCUGAGAUGCUGCCCUGAUACUUCAGACUUUACAGGCUUCAUAGCUCAGUGAGUUUUAAUUAUACUUUAUGGACUUUUGAGCAAGUCAGUAGGAGAGAAUUUGUUUUCAACCCAUCCUUUUAUGCGGAGAAAGACCUGGUUGGAUUAAUUGAUGUUUUAUCUCAAACCUUUUGUCUUGGCCAGUCCUUAUCUACACUGAAGGAGCUAUUCUUUUCACUUGUUUUGUGCUGUUAAGUAUCUUUCAAAGACACCUGGAGUGCUUUCCAGCUCAGCUUCUAACUCCUGAAGGAUAUAUUUCCCAGAACAUAAUGAGGUGUUGGGUAUGGCUGUUAGUGGCCAUAGUUCUGUGCCAGCAGCUUUCUGUCGUCCGAGUCCUGGCAGCUAAAAAGGAACGCAAGAAAGGAAAAGACCCACAUCAGUUCACUGAACCCUUUAAUGUCUCCUUGUCUAACAGUGAGGAGUUACAUGAAACUGACAAGCUUUCUGAAACUCCAGAUCCUGGACUACCAGAUGCUUAUACAACCUGGUUGAGGUUUGUUGCCCGAACUGAUGAUGGGGCAAACUCUAAAAAGAAAUGUAAGGGGAAGGAAAAGAAACUGCGUGGACUGUUUGGACCACCAGGACCUCCAGGACCCCAAGGACCACCUGGUCCUCCAGGAAUGCCUGGAGCUGAAGUUACAUAUGAAGUCUUGCUACAGGAUUUCAAACAAUUGCUGAAAGAGGCCACAGAACGUCGCUUGAUGUCAGGUGACAUCCCAGAGCACACCAGUGAGCUUCCCCCCAUUGUGCUGCCAGUUGAGGACCUUUCUCCUUAUCGACGGGUGGAUGAAGCUUUUCAUUGCAGACUUAAGGCACAAGUAAUAGUGGACAAGAAGACUUUGGUGGAGCUCCAGAACUUUCAAAUGCCAUCUUCGAAAGGGUCAUUCCUGAGAGGAUCUGGACUGAAUUUAGAAACAGGGCGCUUCACAGCUUCAGUUCCUGGGAUAUACCAGUUCUCAGCCCAUGUUCAUAUUGAUCACAGUGAGAUCAAGAGUAAGGCUCAGUUGCGUCCUCGUGACAAUGUGCGAGUCUCAAUGUGCAUUGAGUCUAUGUGCCAUCGAUAUACGUCCCUGGAAGUGAUUGCUGGUUUGGAAAGCAACAGUAAGAUAUUCACUGUUCACGUGCAGGGAUUGUUACAGUUGCAGGUUGGCCAGUAUACCUCUAUAUUUGUGGACAAUAGUGCAGGAGCUCCGAUCACUGUACAAAAUGGGUCUGAUUUUAUGGGCAUCCUUAUGGGUCUUUAAGCCAACCCCAAGAAUUGCAGAAAGCUUCUCCUUGACUUCAAAAACCAGCAACACUCCGACAUGCACAUUAACACAAAUGCAAAGAAGGACAAUUCCACGUGGUCCAGUUGAGAUCUGCUCCAGAUGAAAUGCUUGGCAAUUACAGCAUGGGGGAUGGAAAUGACGUACAACACUUUUCCUGUUGCUGCCGCUGCUGCUUAUAGACUUUCCACUUCCAGAGAAACAUAUUUCAGAGAAAAUGCUUUGCAAGUUUGUUUACCAACGAAGGAGUUAAUAUAUAUAUAUAUAAAUAUAUCUUCUGGACACUGUAAAAAUAUAGAUUUAAGCAGAGGAACCUGUCCCCCCCCCCUUUUAAUUUCUUUUGCUAUGGGUUGAGUCCUGGAAUACGAUGGGGAGCUCAAAAAGUGCAUAUAUUUUAAGACUUUGCUGAUACUGAUGAAUCAACUACUACGGACAUGUUUUUUAAUGAGAACUAUUUGCUGUGGUUCCUGUGUUGAUCAGUGAGGAACCAAAGAAAAAUGAAAAAAGAAUCACAACAGAGGGAUCAUGUGGUUAUUUUUGUGACACUAUUAUUCCACAGAUUGUUAGGGGCCCUGUAUUGUUUUUAUAUCAUAAAGUGCUGCGUACAAUGGCUGUAUGUUAAUAAACAGUACUUUCAUAUUAAUUCAA
Messenger RNA from Xenopus laevis (African clawed frog), 2946 nucleotides. It is a transcript of the gene c1qtnf12.S, whose product is annotated as C1q and TNF related 12. The transcript has 8 exons. Gene Ontology annotation, cellular component: extracellular region. The record is from RefSeq and is a predicted model, not a curated record. Lineage: Eukaryota; Metazoa; Chordata; Amphibia; Anura; Pipidae. Gene Ontology annotation, molecular function: hormone activity. Gene Ontology annotation, biological process: positive regulation of insulin receptor signaling pathway; signal transduction; negative regulation of gluconeogenesis. Bases 1303 to 2277 code for a protein of 324 amino acids.